This is a messenger RNA of Ceratotherium simum simum (southern white rhinoceros), 930 nucleotides long. RefSeq names its product olfactory receptor 10J1-like. Lineage: Eukaryota; Metazoa; Chordata; Mammalia; Perissodactyla; Rhinocerotidae. The record is from RefSeq and is a predicted model, not a curated record. Gene Ontology annotation, biological process: G protein-coupled receptor signaling pathway. Gene Ontology annotation, molecular function: olfactory receptor activity; G protein-coupled receptor activity. Gene Ontology annotation, cellular component: membrane.
AUGAAGAAAGCCAACCAUACAGAGGUAAAAGAGUGUUUUCAAGGUUUCUCCAACUUCCAAGAACAUCAGCUUACACUCUUUGUGGUGUUUCUCACCCUGUACAUCCUAACUCUGGCUGGCAAUGUCAUCAUUGUGACUAUUAUCCGUAUUGACCAUCACCUCCACACCCCCAUGUACUUCUGUCUAAGUGUCCUUUCCACGUCAGAGACUUUCUAUUCCCUGGUCAUUAUCCUAUGCAUGCUUUCCAUCCUAGUAGGAUUGAGCCAAUCUAUCUCCUUGGAGGGCUGUGGGACUCAGCUCUUUUUCUUCCUUGGCUUUGCUAUCAUCUACUGCCUCCUGCUAGGAGUAAUGGGGUAUGAUCGCUAUGUGGCCAUCUACAAUCCACUUCGUUACUCAAUCACCAUGAAUUGGAGGGUCUGUGCCAUGCUGGCAUCCUCAGUCUGUGCCACAAGGUUCUCACUCUCACUGGUUCGGGCUGUGGCCAUUUUCAGACUGCCCUUUUGCAAUACACUGAUUGAGCAUUUCUUCUGUGAUGUUCGACCUGUGUUGGACCUGGCCUGUGCUACCCCAAUCAUCAAUGAUAUCCUGACCUUAAUUAUCAGCCUCUUGGCCAUCACAGCCCCUGUCACCUUCCUCUUCAUAUCCUAUGUCCUCAUUAUUUGUACCAUUCUCAAGAUCACCUCAGCUGAAUGCCGGAAGAAGACCUUUGCCACCUGUGCCUCCCACCUCACUGUGGUCAUUGUCCACUACGGCUGUGCCUCCAUUGCCUAUUUCAAGUCCAAGUCAGAGAACACCAAAGAUCAGGAUCAGUUAAUCUUAGUGACCUACACGGUCAUAACACCUUUACUGAACCCUGUUGUGUAUAGUCUGAGAAACAAAGAAAUCCAGGAUGCUCUGCGGAGAGUGGUAGUUAGGAAAUCCCUUUCCUAA